AAUUUGAUAGUUAACCUACAAUACUUACAUUAUUCCUUUUACUGAACUUUUAGGUUACGAUUAUGGUGUGACGUCAUUUACAAGUCGGCAAGUAAUUCUCUUUUGCGUUAUGCAUGUGCUUGUUUGGAUCUAGUUGAGCUAUCGAAGACUAGAGACAAAGUAAGUAGGGGAAAAAUCAAGCCUAGGAAGUCGUAAACGAGGUUUUAACAGAACCAGAAAAAUGAGCUCGCAGCAGAGUCCGGCGGCCCUUCAGGCGACCAUCGACCGCGAAAAAGUUUACACUUGGAUAAUUGAGCUGUCCAAUCCAGAAACACGACAAAAUGCGUUGCUCGAGUUAAGUAAAAAACGCGAGGUCGUGCCGGAUUUGGCACCUAUGCUCUGGCACUCCUUCGGCACCGUUUCUUCCCUACUUCAGGAAAUAAUUAAUAUUUAUCCAGCUAUCAAUCCGGCAACUCUUACAGCUCAUCAAAGCAAUCGAGUCUGUAAUGCUUUGGCAUUGCUUCAGUGUUUCGCUAGUCAUCCCGAAACUAGAUCUGCUUUUCUCCAAGCACAUAUUCCUUUGUUCCUGUACCCGUUUCUUCAUACUGUAAAUAAAACGAGACCGUUCGAAUAUCUUCGAUUAACAAGCUUAGGAGUAAUUGGAGCAUUAGUAAAGACGGAUGAACAAGAAGUUGUUACAUUUCUCUUAACAACCGAGAUCAUUCCAUUAUGCUUGCGAAUAAUGGAAAGUGGUUCAGAGCUAAGUAAAACAGUGGCUACUUUUAUACUUCAAAAAAUCUUACUCGAUGAUAGUGGCUUAUCAUAUAUAUGUCAGACAUAUGAUAGAUUCAGUCACGUGGCAAUGAUACUUGGUAAAAUGGUACUCUCUUUAGCUAAAGAUCCGUCAGCUCGUCUCUUGAAACAUGUUGUCAGAUGUUAUUUAAGGUUAUCCGAUAAUCCUCGAGCUCUAUUAGCAUUGAGACAAUGCUUACCGGAUCAAUUGAGGGACAAUACUUUUGCUACUUGUCUACAGGAAGAUAUAUCGACUGAACACUGGCUUAAUCAGUUACUGAAAAAUUUGGAAGCAGGUCCACAACAAGUUCCACAGACUCAACCAGGUCAGCAAGAUCCAAGAACAAUUGGAAUGUCUCCUUUGACAUCUUAAUUUUGUAAAAUGUAUAAAAUACCUGAUAUAUUCUAUUGUUAGAGAAUGAAAUCUAAUAAUAUCAAGUAGCAUAAAUGCAAAGUGUAUAUAUCCUUUGUCAUGGAGUAUGACAAUAAGAGAUUUCUUUUUAUAUUUGUUUUGUGAUAUUGUUAUUAUAAUGUCGACUUUAUAUAGAAAUUGGUCGAUUGUAUAUUUCAUAAAUUUUGUUUACUCCAUGACUUUCUCUAUUAGUAUUAUAGAUUUAAGUCUAUCGUAAGGCUUAUAAUA
This is a messenger RNA of Ceratosolen solmsi marchali, 1411 nucleotides long. RefSeq names its product Required for cell differentiation 1 (gene Rcd-1). Lineage: Eukaryota; Metazoa; Arthropoda; Insecta; Hymenoptera; Agaonidae. Gene Ontology annotation, biological process: mRNA catabolic process. The transcript is spliced from 3 exons. Gene Ontology annotation, cellular component: CCR4-NOT complex. The record is from RefSeq and is a predicted model, not a curated record. Bases 221 to 1144 code for a protein of 307 amino acids.